Molecule: messenger RNA, 4552 nt
Organism: Capra hircus (goat)
Lineage: Eukaryota; Metazoa; Chordata; Mammalia; Artiodactyla; Bovidae
Gene: TIMP4
Product: TIMP metallopeptidase inhibitor 4
Exons: 5
Coding region: 390-1064 (224 amino acids)
Biological process (GO): negative regulation of membrane protein ectodomain proteolysis; negative regulation of endopeptidase activity
Cellular component (GO): extracellular matrix
Molecular function (GO): protease binding; metalloendopeptidase inhibitor activity
Source: RefSeq, a predicted model, not a curated record
CCACACUCUUGUUCCUUUUGCCUGAGUCACAGCCUCUUGGUCUCUGUGCUCCCCUAACAUCUGUCUCUGUGGCCCUGUCCUUCUGUCCUGACACCAUCCCCUUUCCCGGUGCCUUCCCUGUACUUCGAGAAGGCUCAGGCAGGGAGACAGUACCGAGGACUCUCGAGGCUCUCUCCUGCGCCUUACUGAGCCUGCCGGCCAGGAGGGCCGCGGGUCGGCAGCCCGAGGGUGGCCUGUGGCCAAGGGAGGGCGGAGCCCACUGGGGCGGGAUUGGCUCUAGGUCCACCUCAUAAAGCCACGGGCGAGGGGCGCGCCGCGCUCUGGAGGAGCCGUGGAGGGGCAGUGUGGUCUGACAGUCCCCGCAGGCUCAGUCGCAGCCCUGCGGAGACAUGCCCCGGAGCCCCCGGCCCGCGCCGAGCUGGGCGCUGCUGCUGCGGUUGCUGGCGCUGCUGCGGCCGCCGGGGCUGGGCGAGGCGUGCAGCUGCGCCCCCGCGCACCCCCAGCAGCACGUCUGCCACUCGGCGCUCGCUAUCCGGGCCAAGAUCUCCAGUGAAAAGGUAGUUCCUGCCAGCGCAGACCCUGCUGACCCUCAAAAAAUGAUCCGGUAUGAAAUCAAACAGAUAAAGAUGUUCAAAGGGUUUGAGAAAGUCAAUGAUAUUCAGUAUAUUUAUACGCCUUUUGAUUCCUCCCUCUGUGGGGUGAAACUAGAAGCUAACAGCCAGAAGCAGUAUCUCCUGACUGGUCAGAUCCUCAGUGAUGGGAAAGUCUUUGUCCAUCUGUGCAACUACAUUGAGCCCUGGGAAAACCUGUCCCUUCUGCAGAGAGAAAGUCUGAAUCACCACUACCAUCUGAACUGUGGCUGCCAAAUCACCACCUGCUAUACGGUGCCCUGUACCAUCUCGGCUCCCAACGAGUGCCUCUGGACAGACUGGCUACUGGAACGGAAGCUCUACGGGUACCAGGCCCAGCAUUAUGUCUGCAUGAAGCAUAUUGACGGCACCUGUAGCUGGUACCAGGGACGCUUGCCCCUCAGGAAGGAGUUUGUUGACAUCAUCCAGCCCUAGGAUGGAUCGCCACAACCCUUUGAGAAUCCCGAAAACCAAGCCCUUUUCCUUCCUGGCAGGGCGCUGGCUGUCCCUACCUGCUUCAGGGAUGCCAGACAAGGGGAAGUACCAGGUGGACGGUGUGGCCAACAUGAGGGCAGGGAUGGGGCAUGUGGCAGCUUGUGUCUAGGACCCCAGUCCAGAACACGUUGGGCCAAGGGCUAGGGAAAGUAGCAGGACUUUUCUUUCCCACCCUCAGCCCUUUAUCCCUGCCUCCAAACCUUCUAGUUGAGCUGGUAUUUGUUACUGAUUCUGGCUUAGUUUCUUUUUUCAAAGCUAGGACUAUUCUUUUUUCUCCCUAGAUAAAUGUGUUUUCUUUUUAUCUUAACUGAUCUGACAGGGGAGAAAUGAUGACUGUUAUACAUAUGAGAUGGGGUGGCCUUGUGAGAUAUAAGACCAGAAGGUGGGUGACAGUAUCAUAAACAAGCUGGUUUGGAGAAAUGGAAAGAACAAUAUCGUCUGGCUGUGUUUCAUCUACUCCUCCUGUCCCAACUCAUUCUGACCCUCUGAUAUACUUUCAGUCUGUUUAGGGGAGUGGCAAAGGGGGACAGGAGCCAUUCAAUGUGAAGCCUACAGUGUAAUCCCCUCUAUGCCAUUCUUGGCACAGGGCCUGGCCCAGUUAGCAAGACAAGAACAGACUUGGGCAUUGUCUCUCCAGGUUAACUAUACUUAAUGUCCUCAACUGCUGUCCAAAAGGCUUCUCCUCUGUCUCCUUUAGAAAGUCCUGUUUUCAUUACUACUUCAAAAUCUUUUUUAAGCUUAAAAAAAAAAAAAAAAAAAAAAGCCUUUCUCUUAUAGAGUUGAAAUUCCCCCUUAGCUUUUGAAGCCUCACAGAGAUCUUGGGGGUGGGGGGUGGGUGUCCUCUCUUGAGGGCAAAUUUUAGGCUAGAGGACAGGAGAAAAAGAACUCAAGGGCCCUUGGGGGAAAGGAGGUAGGUGAGGAAUAUACUUUGUAAGUGUUACAGAUCAAGUGGUCAGCCUGCUAGAUGCUACAGCAGGACAAAGCCAGCUUCGAGGGCUCCCUGCCCAGCCUUCUGCUCAGUCCUCUCUUGGAUGCCCUGAAAUUUACAAGCAUAGCCCCUGAGGGUUCCUCUGCCUCUACAAGCCUUCCUGACUUGUCCUGAAAGGGAAAGCCCUGGUGAGCGUCUUAAGGAUUUAUCAGAGAUAAGUGCUUAAAGUUCCAGGGCCUCUCCUGGGGAAGCUCUGGCAAAGAUGGAGAAGGUAGUUCUUUCCAAGGCCCCAAGGUCCUAUACGGCUUGCUGAUAAGCUGGGGCAUGCACAAAACACCAGAAGAAGGUUCCACAGAAAUGGUGCCAAUGGAGAUUCCUUCUGGAGAUCUCUGUCCUGGAGCACAAGACUUGGAAAGAUAAGGCAGAGAGUCUCCACUGGUGGGUUAAGUAGGAUUACCCACUGACCACACAGGCCUGGGGCAGAGAGCGUGGGGCCAAAGAAGAAGAAGGGGGAUAAACACUAGAGGCGGCCUCCGUACCAAUCAUCUAUCCCAUCGUUCUGCUCCUUCUGCCAUCCCGGGAUGGCCUCAGAGAAGGCAGAGUGAAACCCUUGUCUUAUCUGAAUUUUGAGGAAGCCCAGGGAAUGGAAGAGUCUGGUGAAUAAUAUCAGGAACAAUAGCUUACAUCUGAGGAGCACUCCAUACUCCUCACAGACUAUCUGCUUAAAGAAUCUCACUGAAAUCAUGCAAGUGCCAUAUUAGCUAUCCUGGCCAGGAAUCGUUAAGCCCACUCGCCUUUCGGAUUCGGAUGCUGACACGUGGUGAGGGAAUGCAACCGUCCGCGACUUGUGGCUAGAAUCGCAAGCAGCAGGAUCUUCUGACUGUUGAUCCAUCUAGGUUGUUACUCUCAGCUUUUGAUAAAACGCCCCUGUUUCUGCUCUUUCCUAGUCUGUCUCCAAGUUUCGGAGAUAGAGGGCUGUCAACUACAACCCCGCCACUGUGGCCUCACAAAGGAGGUCUGCAGUUCAACCUCAAUAGAUUCUCUGGUGUUGAGAGGCUGAGGCCUUCCUCAGAGGCCCACAGUCAGCACACAGCUAAGCUCAGAGUGCAGACAGCAGAGACUGAUGGCCCCUCUCAGUCACCUACCAUUUCUUUGUGGUUGGGGUAGUAAGUCUGCUCAAUGAGCGGGAACUUUUCUCCUCCCAGUGUCUUGUAGAUGGCCACCAGCUGGGCAAACUGCAAAAGAGAAGCAAAGGUUUCAGUUUACCCAGACAGCUUCUGGGACAGACAAAAUGGCGAUCCAUUGAACAAAUAUUUAUUGAGCAUCUGCUCCACUGAGGGCUUUGUGCAAAGUGCUCUGAGGAUAUAAAAGAGGUGUCCCACCCUCUAUUCUCCAGGAACAUAUGCUUCUGUUGGGGAAGGGAGAGAAUGAACUACUAUUCAUUCAGUGCCUACUCAGUGUUGAAGAUAUUUCAUUUAAUCCUCAUAUCAAACUAAUGAGCUAGGGUCUUUAUCAUCUUCAUCUUACAUAUGAGGCUCAGGAAGGGUAGGUGACUGCCUAAAGCCACAGUGCUGCAAAAAAAAGGGAUAGGUGGGGUUGAAAUUUGGGUCUCUAAAAUGCUAACCACCAUCAUCUCUAGAGAUGGCAAGUGAUGAAGCUGGAUAGGGGAACAAGGGGCCCAGUCUUGGAAAUUCAAAUGCCAAGGAAAAGAAAUCAUGGAAUGCAGCAAAGACAGACCCCGUCUUCUGGACUUACUGCUCAUCUAAGAACUGAACUCACUGGACCCUUCACCUAUGAGAAGCCCCAACAACUCCAGGGAAAAGGGGUGAAGUGCACGUACUUAAAUGUCAGGGUCUGCCUUUGGCGAACAUGUAGCGUCCGUGGUGUCCCCUGCCCGCCCCUCUACUUUAUAAGUGGAGAAACUGAGGCCCAGAGAAGUUGUUCGCUCAAGGUCACAAAGUAGUUGAGCCAGACUCAUAGCCAGACCCCUUUAGUCCUAACCCGUAACUCUUCCUUCUCCUUCAUGUCGCUGCCUUUCAGGCUCUAAAGAGACCAUGCUCUUCCCACAGGAAACUUUCCAGUUCAAUCCAUUCACACUCAUUCCUCACCUCCACACACACCCACCCCAGAGCACUGGCAGCAGCAGUGAUCCAGCGUCUUCUCUCUAGUGCUACUGGGUUCACACUCUAAGCCACUGACACCUGGAACUGCCGGAAGAGUUGCCAGAGCAAACCGACCUUCUGUUUACUAAAGAAGGGAAAGAUAGAACAUUUUUCAAAAGCCCAGUUCCUGUUUUCAGUGAUGUUAGCACGUGUGUUGGUACGGGGAGACAAUAAAAGCCAGAACUGGGUUGUUAGAAAACCAGUCUUCUGAUUCUUCUUGUUCUGCCUUGAACUUGCUAGAUGUCCUUGGGCAAAUGAUGUUGCCUCUCCAGGCCUCAUUUUCUUCAUAUAUAAAAUAGACAACUGAAUUUGGUCAGUUCUUCAGACUUUUUAACCAC